Molecule: messenger RNA, 13254 nt
Organism: Purpureocillium lilacinum
Lineage: Eukaryota; Fungi; Ascomycota; Sordariomycetes; Hypocreales; Ophiocordycipitaceae
Source: RefSeq, a predicted model, not a curated record
AUGACGGACACGAGUGGGCUGUCCAUCCUCAACGCCAAGCCCAAGAAGCUUCCAGGACCGCAGCUGCUACACCAUCUCAUUGCGCCUCCAGGCGACUCGCAGGCUCUCGAGUACCUCGCCCACGGCCAGAAAACAUCAUUCACGUACCGCCGCCUCCACGAUUCCGCAGAAUGUAUCGCCAAGCACAUCACAAACGAGCUGAGACCUUGCAAAAGUCCACAAGAGGAGCUGGUCGUUCCUCUGCUCCUUCCCCAGAGCCCGCUCCUGUAUAUUUCCCAACUCGCCAUCCUCAAAGCUGGCGGCGCAUUCUGCCCCCUCAACCUUGAUGCCCCGCCAGAGAGAAUCAGAUUCAUCCUCAAGGAUGUGUCUGCUAGCAUCGUCCUUACAACUGCCGAUCUUGCACCCAAGAUACCCGUGGAUGCUGGCGUAACCGUCAUUCAAGUCGACAACAUUGACACGACUCCAAGCAAUGGAGUCACCGAGCACCGAAAGCCUGGGCCAGACGAUCUGGCCUAUGUCAUGUAUACGUCCGGGUCUACUGGCACGCCAAAGGGAGUUGGCAUCUCGCACUCCGCGGCGGCGCAGGCAUUGCUCGCGCACGACCGGCAUAUCCCCCAAUUUUUCAGGUUUCUCCAGUUCGCGGCCCCAACUUUCGACGUCUCCGUGUUUGAGAUAUUCUUCCCGCUUUUCAGAGGCCGCACCCUCAUCUCCGUGCGCCGAGAGGAAAUGCUUGACGACUUGCCUCAAGUUCUCCGUCAGAUGGAUGUGGACGCCUGCGAACUGACACCCAGUGUGGCGGGCAGUCUGUUAAGAAAGCGAGACAACGCCCCUAGACUAAAAUUGUUAUUGACAAUUGGUGAGAUGCUCAACGCACCAAUCGUGGAUGAGUUUGGAGGCGGGCCAGGCCGCGAGAGCAUGCUUUGGGCCAUGUACGGACCAACAGAAGCCACGAUCCACUGCACCCUGCAGCCGGCACUGCUUUCGAGUUCGUCCACUGGAAACAUUGGCUCGCCGCUGGACACGGUCUCCUGCUUCAUAAUCGAACCGGGGACCACAGCCGAGGGUCACAACUUCAAGAUUCUGCCGGUGGGCGAGGCUGGAGAGCUGGCCGUUGGUGGCCACCAGCUUGCGAAAGGUUAUCUGAACCGACCGGAACAGACGACAUCUGCUUUCAUUCCCACUCAAUACGGUCGUGUAUACCGAACUGGAGAUAGAGCGCGUAUUACCGCCAAGGGAACACUCGAGUGUCUUGGCCGCUUGUCUAGUGGGCAGGUCAAGCUCCGCGGCCAGCGCAUCGAGCUUGGCGAGAUUGAGCAAGUGAUACUCAAGACACCUGGAUGCCACGGCGCGGUAGCAGCUGUUGUGGACUCUAACCUCGUGGUCUUUUGCGCGGUCGACGAGGAUGUCGCCGAGAACGCGGUUGUGACAAACUGCGAAAAGUGGCUUCCCCGCUUCAUGGUUCCCGGCGAGAUCGCAUUGAUGAGCGAGUUUCCGCGUCUACCUAGUGGCAAGGUGGACACGAGGAAGCUCAAAUCCGAUUAUAGCCUGCAAAAGUCGGAACGAAUGAACAACGAACUCGCGGAGGAGCUGUCAGCUCAUGACCAGGCCAUUGUUCGAGCAGUCUCCGAAACCCUCGGGCUCAAGGUGACGACGCAGACAGAUCUCUCCUUCGCAGGAUUGGACUCUCUGAGGGCCAUCAGGUUGGCCUCAUCCUUGCGCAACGCAGGCUUGGAGACCACGGCAACGAAACUGCUGAGACAAAGGACCGUUGCUGACGUCUGUGCCAAUGUUCAUCAGCGGAAAGAUAACGUGCCAGGCAGACAAGACGGUCCUCGCUUGAGCCUUCUAGACAGGAUUGAAGAGAUUGGGGCCGACAAUGCAGCUCUUCAAGCGUGUGAAGCGCAGGUCGAGGACAUCUUCCCGUGCACCCCGCUGCAGUCUGCCAUGCUUGCUGAGACGGCCAAGAACCAGCACGCGUAUUGCAACGAAAUUGAGCUACGGAUCGCUCCUGGCUUUGCAGCUGCGGAUGUCGAAGCGGCCGUGAUGCAGGUCGUCAACGCAAACGAGAUUCUGCGGACAGGCUUCACCUUGUGGGACGGCCGGCAUAUGGCUGUCCUCUUCAAACGAUUCCCUGACACGAUUCACCUCGUCUCUACAUUUACAGAAGAUCUUGACUUCACGGCACCGAGUGAAUUUCUCAGACCGUUCAGAGUUCAGGUCAAGUCCUCAGCGGAUGGAGCAGCACAAAGCGCGCUAAUACAUGCCCACCAUGCGACAUACGACGGCUGGUCUGCGGACAUGAUGCUCGCCGACAUUACGGCUCUGCUACAAGGAGCUGCGAUGCCUCCUCGGCCCCAAUUUAGAGAGGUUGCACGAUACCAUGUGGGUGACCACAUAACGACUGCCAAUGAUUCGGCGAGGUCAUUCUGGAGCGAGCAAUUCCUUGGAUGGAACAGGACGCCGUUUCCUAAGCUGGUCGCCCGACGCUCACAGAAUACAAUCGAGACGACCCAAGCGAGCAACAGUCUGUCCCACGACGCUGUACAAAGCGUCAGUCGACAAUUAGGGUUGAGCCCUCAAGUCUUCUUCCAAGCAGCACUGGCGCUGGCAUGGAGUGGCAUUGUGGGCGAGCAGGAUGUCAUGUUGGGGUUCGUCACGUCUGGGCGAACAAUGCCCAUUGACGGUAUUGAAGAGAUCAUUGGUCCUUGCUUAGCAUCUCUACCAUUGAGGGUAAAUCUGAGCGGCAUAGCAACCAAUUUGGGCCUCUUGAGGAGCAUCCACGCCACGAAUCGGGCCAUCAUGGAGCAUUGCACUCUGCCCCUCUCUGAUAUCAAGAAGAUUGCUGGGCUGAGUUCCGUGGAAAGUCUCUACGAUGUUCUGUUCGUGUAUCAAGAGUCACCAGCGACGAAGGAUUCCGACACCCUGCUCAUUAGACAGGCCGCCCACCUCGACCGCCUCGAGACCAACCUGCUAAUUGAAGUUGAGCCGAGAGAGGACACGUUCCUUUUGCAGGCUACCUUUCACUCCUCGCACAUGUCACCAGAUUUUGUUGAACAUCUUCUGCAACAGCUCCAGAACGUUGUGACUAAUAUCUUCAACAACAUCCACGACAACAUCGACAGAGCAACUGAUGGUCUUGAUGGCGCCCUUUCUAUUUACAAUCCGGAACCACAAUCGCUCGAGGCUGUCCCAGAUCUUGCAGCGGAAUUUGAGAGAAUUGCUACAAGAGUCUCGUCGGCCGAUGCGCUGCGCUUCAGCACCUCAUGGGACGACUCGGCGCAGCAAACACUGAGCUAUCGAGAUCUCAAUGCAACUGCCAACCAAACGGCACGCUUCCUGAUGAGUUCGGGGGCACAAAUCGGACAAGUUAUCGCGAUCGUCAUGGACAAGUCACCAGCGCUCUACCGCUCCAUACUCGCCAUUGUCAAGGCUGGGUGCGCGUACCUUCCCAUACUGCCAACUACGCCACUGGCACGAGUCAGUGAGAUCUUCCGUCAGGCCAGGACAACUCUCUGCCUUGCCGACGACUCUGCUUUGCGAGCCUUGGACCCGAUGCAUGACGUCAAGCUUCUGAAUGUAAAUGACAUUCGGUUGGAGUCUUUCUCUCGGGAGAACCUGCAAAUUCCUGCCGACGCGUCUCGCCUAGCGUAUGUCAUUUAUACUUCUGGUACGACUGGCUCGCCGAAGGGUGUUGCCGUCACACAAGGAAACAUCGUCAGCAAUAUCGCUCAUCUCCGCUCAACAUAUCCGGCCUCGUCGGCAAAUCAGCCGCGCUUCCUUCAGGCAUGUUCGCAGGCAUUUGAUGUGUCGGUGUUCGAGAUAUUCUUCGCGUGGCACGCUGGCAUGUGCUUAUGCUCUGCCACCAACGACGUGCUUUUUGAAGACCUUGAGAGCUCAAUCCGGCAACUGGGAAUCACCCACCUGAGCCUCACGCCAACUGUAUCGUCUCUCAUAGAUCCCUCCAAUGUCCCGGGAGUAGAGUUCCUCGUCACGGCUGGUGAGCCCUUGACCCAAUUUGUCUUGAACCGAUGGGGCGACAAGUUGUGGCAAGGCUACGGUCCGUCCGAGACGACCAACAUUUGCAGUGUUAAAAGAAUGGACCGCGGUGAGCAUAUUGAGCACCUGGGAUGGGUGUUCCCAAACACGUCCGUGUUUGUCAUGCCGCCGUCCGGACUUCGACCCAUCCCUAUCGGUUGGUUGGGCGAAUUCUGUUUCGGUGGCGACCAAGUCGCUCAAGGCUACUUGAACGACCCGCACCUCACGGGUGCAAGGUUCAUCACUCAUCCAGAAUGUGGGAGGAUCUAUCGGUCUGGAGAUCUAGGGCGGAUGCUCCCCGACGGGUCCUUGGUCAUACUGGGCAGACUCGAUGACCAACUGAAGCUGCGCGGACAACGCAUCGAAGCCGGCGAGGUGAACAGCAUUGUCACGAACAGUGACCUAGCAGAGUCUGCGGUUACGAUGUCUGUUCGACGAAGGGCGGGUUCGCCUGAGCAGCUUGCGUGCUUCUACGUUCCGGGAAGGUCAAACCCAGAGUUCAAUGCGCUUGAUGUCGGCUUCGAGACAAACCACCUCCUGUUUGACAUUGAGGGCCUCGAGCGACUCGUCGCUCCCUGCUUCAACACCGUUCCAAUGCGCAAGGACAUGUCUCGCAGCGCCCAGAACGUCGAGCUCAUCAGGUACUUUCAGAACCUGAACACGGAGAUGAUCCGCUACCAAUUCACGUCUCUCCGGCAUGUGCAGAAGCUCGCGAAUUGUCAACGUCGAGGCUUGUUCGACACGCUCUUAUUGCUUCAGCAACCUCUGCGAGAAAUGGAUGAACGAGUCUGGACAUUGGAGGAAGACUCGGGUGACAUGGAUGUCCCGCUUGUCUGCGAAGUGGUUCCGUGCCCGAAUCUCAACUCUGUUGUCGUGAACGUGCACUACGACAUGGGUAUAGUACCUGGCGAUGCAGCAACGGCGAUGGCCGACAUUUUCAAGCACAUCUUCCGCCAAAUACUGGAAUUUCCAAACGCCAGUCCGUUGGACAAGGAAUCGCUCCCGCCGCACUUGACGCUGGGUCUGAGAGACUUGGUUCCGAAGAGAGAGAAGUCGCAAGAACGCAUCCAACAACAGGCCGAUCCAGGGGACUGGACACAUACAGAGAGGCAAAUCCAGAACAUCGUCUCUGAACUCUCUAAAGUACCUCUGGCGAACGUGGCACGAAGCACCAGCAUUUUCCGACUCGGACUUGACAGCAUCAACGCCGUGCAGAUAGCCUCAAUGCUGCGCCAAGAGGGAUUGAAGGUGUCUGCGUCGGAUGUCAUCGAGUGCUCGACCUGCGAGAAGCUGGCGAGGAGAAUCACGCAUGCACCCAACCAGAAGAACGAAGCGACGACGUCUUCCUUCGAACUGCAGAAGUUCUCGGCGGAUGUAACGCCGCAGAUCAAGGAGAGGCUCCCGGAUUUGGGUCCGGUGGAGGCGGUCCUCCCCUGCACUCCCGUUCAAUCUGCCAUGCUUGUAUCGUUCGUUCAGACAGGCGCACACAACUACCUCAACAUGGUGUCAUACAAGCUCAACAAAGAUGUUGGAGUAGAGAGCCUGAAGGCAGCUUGGAUGGCCGUGGAGUGCAACCAUCCGAUGUUGCGAACGGGGUUCCUGUCCGUAAGCCAUAGCGACAGUAGCUUCGCCAUGAUCAGAUAUGCCCCCGGAUCGACCGAGUCGAUGGUCGAAUCCGUGGGUGGAAAUUUUGACACCCAACGGUGGAAGACUUUGUCGAGGUCUAAGAUCUUGCAAAGCUAUCAUCUGCCACCAUGGAGAGUUGCCUUGGUAGAGGCCGAGGAGGGAAUAACGAUGCAUGUGCUUGUACACCAUGCCCUCUACGACGCUUCCUCCCUCGACGGCAUUCUGUCAGCAGUCGCCGACCACCUCAUCGGACGGGCGUGCGUUUUCCCACAAGUUGAGCCGGCAUUGGCCGAGGUUCUCUUUCGGGGUGUCAAAGACCAGGCCGCCGCUCAGAAGUUCUGGGAAUCACAAGCCGGGGGCGUGGUCGUGAACAAAUUCCCUCUUAUGACUCCGCUGAGGGAGACGGCGACCGGCCUUGUCGCGCAUCGAAUGAAGUCGUCUAUGGACUUUGUGUCUCUCCGUGAGGCCACGAAAUCUUUGGGAACCUCUGUUCAGGCUGCCAUUCAAGCGUCAUGGGUGCGGGUGCUGGCAUCCUAUCUCGGAGAGAGCUCCGUCACUUUCGGAGUUACAAUGUCUGGGCGGACAACUGACGCCAUGCAAAACGCUCCGAUCCCUUGCAUUACGACGAUGCCGGUCAUUGCCUUGAACGCCAAGUCGAAUAUCGAUCUGCUGAGCAGCAUGAUGCAGUUCAAUGUGGAGCUUCACAAGCACCAGUAUGCGCCGUUGAGUCUCGUCCAAAAGUGGCUUGGGCAUCCUGCCUCGCCAGUCUUUGACACGCUGCUGGUGUAUCAGAGGAGGGAGGUCCUUGAAGCAUCGAAUCAGCCAUGGACCUUGGUUAACGACGAUGCCAUGGUGGAUUACGCUGUGUCGCUCGAAGUUGAGCCAGCUGGGGACGGUUCAGUCCAGCUAUGCCUGACAUUUGCACCCGACAUCUUGCCAAAUGAACAGGCCAGCAUUCUUCUACAGCAGUUCGACGCCACAUUGGAGCAUCUGCUGCGCGAUCCUGACGGGAGCGAGGAUGGCCUGUAUAAGAAGCGCCCUGAACUCUUCGCCAUCACGCCCGCCCCCGUGCCGUACAUUCCAGCACCGGUGUCGUUCCUCCACGAUUUUGUGGAACGAGGAGCUUCGCUCCAUCCAGACCGCGUAGCCCUCGAGUUUGUGAGUGGCUUUGAGAGCAGUUCUGUUGUUCGCCAGCUAUGGAGUUACCUGGAAUUUGACCUCCUUGGCAAUCGUGUGGCGAAUCUGCUCCGUGAGGGCAGCCGAACUGGCGAUAUCAUCGCCAUUCACUUCCAGAAAUGUCCCGAGGCUUAUUUCUCAAUCCUCGGUAUUCUCAAGGCGGGCUGUUCCUUUGUUGCACUGGAUCCAAAUGCCCCCAGGGCACGGAAAGAGUUCAUCUUGCGAGACUCGCAGGCCACUUGCUUAUUAACUGACAAAAGCACUACGGUGGAUUUCGAAGUCUCCACGAGGUUGCUGCGAAUUGACGAAGGGUCUCUGCAAAAAUACGGAGACAAAGCGCCUCAGCUUGGUGACGAGUUCACGCCUGAGAAUACGUGCUACUGUUUGUACACGUCGGGGACCACUGGCACGCCAAAGGGUUGCGAAAUCACGCACGACAACGCGGUCCAGGCAAUGAUGGCGUUCCAACACCUCUUCGAGGGGCACUGGCAGGAAGACUCGCGCUGGCUGCAGUUUGCGGCGCUCCAUUUUGACGUCUCUGUGCUGGAGCAAUACUGGAGCUGGUCCACUGGCAUCACGGUCGUCGCUGCACCUCGAGAUCUUAUACUUGAUGAUCUCACAGGAUCGAUCAACAAGCUCGGCAUCACUCACAUCGAUCUUACUCCAUCCUUGGCAAGACUAACGCACCCCGACGAGGUACCGAGUUUGUGCAAAGGAGUCUUCAUCACCGGAGGCGAGUCCCUCAAGCAGGAGAUCUUGGACGCGUGGGGUUCCAAAGCCGUCAUAUACAAUGCGUACGGUCCAACCGAGGCUACAAUCGGCGUGACGACAUAUCCACGAGUGCCCGUCAACGGCCGUCCAAGCAACAUAGGGAGGCAGUUCCUCAACGUGGGGUCGUACGUCUUUCAGCCGGGCACUGAGAUCCCCGUCCUCCGAGGCGGCGUUGGCGAGCUGUGCGUUUCGGGCAAGCUGGUCGGGAAAGGCUACUUGCAUCGGCCAGACCUGACGGCGGAGCGCUUCCCGACACUGUCUGAUUUUGGCGACCGUAUCUACCGAACCGGCGACUUGGUUCGUAUCCUUUACGAUGGGUGCUUCGAUUUCCUUGGUCGGGCAGAUGAUCAAGUCAAACUGCGCGGCCAGCGCCUCGAAAUUGGAGAGAUCAAUCACGCCAUCCGCACCGGAGCGCCAGAUGUGAAAGACGCAGCGACAAUUGUUGUGCGGCAGGAGUCAAGCGGUAAAGAUGUGCUGGUUUCGUUUCUGGUGGGAGAUACCGACGGCGCCGCAAACCUCACGGUGCUCCCCGAUACAGAUGGGCUUGCCGCCAAGGCUCGUGUGGCCUGCCUUGAGCGACUCCCGGGUUACAUGGUUCCGACCUACUUCCUGCGGCUACCGCACAUCCCGCUAUCGCCAAACAACAAAGUUGAAGCAAAGGAGUUGAAGCUCCUGUUUGGGAGCUUGUCCUACGAAGAUCUCAUCCAAUUCUCAGCUGCAGCGAUGACCUCCAGCAACGGUCAAGUGGACCAGGCGGCCCUUGACAAGAUAUCACAGAUCCUUGCAGAUUUCAGUCAGGUCUCCAGGGAUAGCAUCUCUGCGUCGACGAGCAUCUUUGACCUUGGAGUCGACUCGAUUUCUGCGCUUCAAUUGUCGACUCGGCUAAAAUCUCAAGGCUUUCCUGCCGCUUCGCCCGUCGUCCUGCUUCGAAGCCCCGUCGUUGCCGACCUUGUUGUGGCCUUGUUAAGUAAAGAACCCGCAAGCGAGGGCGCGCGGGGAUUGGGCGCCGUCAGGGCCGCCAAACAAGCGAUCCAGGCGUGCAACCAUCGGUAUCGGCCCCUCGUAUGCCGCGAACUGGGCGUAAGGCCAGACGACAUUGAGUAUAUCGCGCCUUGCUCGCCACUUCAGCAAGGAAUCAUCUCCAAAGCGUUGACGAACGAGAUCCGCGGCGCAUACUUCAACUCCUUUGUGCUGACAGUCGAUCGAACCGCAUCGAUUGAGCGCGUGAGAGAGGCCUGGGAUCGACUGAUUGAUGCCAAUGCCAUCCUGCGAACUGUGUUUCUGGAGACGCCGAAUGGCCAUGUUCAAGCUGCGCUGAAGAAGUCUGGCAUUACAUGGGAAAGGCGUACUACGGAGUUGGGUGAGGAGAUUGACGAGAUCAUUCGAACGACACGCCAGGACUGGAUCUCGCGCAACCGCGAACAAAUCCUCCAUCCGAUGCAUCUAACCCACCUCACAGCCGCGGGCUCAGACAUGGUCAUCCUCCAUAUCUUCCAUGCCCUGUAUGAUGGCAACAGCUUUGACCUCAUGAACGACUACGCCUCGGCCUUUUACCAUUAUCAAGAGAGCCAGUCUGCUCCAGAGUUUCUCGACGCACUGUCUCACGGCCCCUUGGGCAAGUACGAUCACUCUCGGCCAUUUUGGGUCGAGCAUCUUGACGGCUGGUCCCGGGUGCCCAUCUCUGCGGUUGCGCCACCUCUGGAAGUAGGGCCUCCCGUUAUCGCAACGCGAUCUGUGCCUCUCACUCAGUUCGAGCAACUUCGGGCGAGCCACAACGUCACACUGCAGACCGUCAUUUUGGCGCUUUGGACAUCCGUGCUGCAAGCUCACCUCGGAGGCAAGCUGACAGUUGGCAUCAUUGUCUCUGGUCGUACAACUGACCUGCAAGGCGUUGACCGAACUAUUGGGCCUUUAUUCAACACCGUUCCGUUCUUCAGCAAGACCUUGAAUGGCCAGACCUGGCCAGCGCUGAUUCGACGCGUCCAUAGCUUCAACACGGCCGUCCUCGCUUUCCAACACGUCCCACUCAAAGAUGUACAAAAGUGGUGCUCUGGCGGCCAGGCACUUUUUGAUAACCUUCUCGCGUUCCAAAUCGAGCAGCAAGCCCUGGACGACGCGGCGGCACCCUGGACGAUCGCAGACAGCCCAAGUCAGCCAGACUACCCGCUGGCAAUGGAAGUGACGCGGACUCGCAACGGCGCGCUGCGACUUGCGUUGGUGGCGCAAAGCCAUGUUGCGGACAUUGCAGUCCUUGAGGAACUACUCGACCGCAUGGAGGCUGCAGCAACGAGUGCCCAAGAGGGCGGGUUUGUUGUUCCAGGUUCAGUCGAUAUCACGAGCUGUGACGCCAUUCAAUCAGAAGUCCCGGCUAUGUCUGGAGCGCUUGAUCUCAGCGAAGAAUUCCGGUGGACGGAUCAGGCCCGACUCGUACAGAAUGAAAUGGCGAGCCUUGCAGACGUUCCGCCCGAGCAAAUUAGCCCGUUCACGACAAUGCUUGAGCUUGGGCUGGACAGCAUCGACGUGAUUAAGCUGUCCACCAGACUCAAGCGCCAUGGCGUACAAAUUUCGGCGUCGCGCCUCCUGAAGGGUCAGACCAUUACGCGGGUUCUUUCGGAUCUUUCGUCCGACAAUGUCGUCUCUAGCCCGGCGGUGGGCGACAUUCUCGAUGACCUUGGGCCAAAGCUACGCGAGCAGGUGCAACGAGCCAAUAUUGACAUGGGAAAUGUCGAGUCCAUCUUGCCACCGACUGCGCUUCAAGAGUCCAUGGUUGCGGGCAUGCUCGAAUCAGAUUUCGAAUGGUACUUCAACCACGAUGUCCUGGAGGUUGCUGACAGCGUCGACAUGGACAAGCUCCGAGCGGCCUGGGAGCAAGUCAUAGCGCAGUCACCUAUCCUGCGAACAGGCUUCGUUGAAAUCGACGAUACGUCUCUGGACAUGUCGUUUUGCCAGGUCGUGUUUAAACGGGGAGCUGCGCACAUGGCGUCCGAAGAUCUCUCUGAGUUCUCCGAGACUGACACGCUAACGAAAGCGGCAACACGGCGAGCCGCCAAAAGCCGCGCGCUGUCGAAUAUAGUGCAGAUUGCCUUUGCAACAUUCGGCGAGCGGCGUUUCGUCGUGCUGUCUCUUGCACAUGCGCUGUAUGACGGAUGGUCGUUGGGUCUGCUCUACCAAGAUCUUCAGGCUGCGUACGAAGGCCGAGCCAUGUCCCGCCCGAAUCCAAACUUGUUCAUCUCGAAGGCUCUUGCCUCUCAAAGUUCACAGGCGCGCGCGUUUUGGUCGACAUAUCUCGACGGUGUUGUACCUACGGUUCUCGCAGGCCAGGUCCAAGGGACUGCAAUUACACAACCAAGCCUGCAUCGGGCGGAGACUGCCUCCCGCACGACACCAUCUGAGAUUGCGGCAUUUUGCAAGGACAAUUCGGUUAGCCUACAGGUCGUCUGCUUGGCCUGUUGGGCAAUCGUUCUUGCCCAGAGAACCCGGUCGCUCGACGUCAUCUUUGGACUGGUCCUGUCUGGACGAGAUUUUGACGGUGCCGAAGACCUGAUGUUCCCGACCAUGAACACGGUUGCCAUGCGUUGCCUGCUUCACGGGUCGGUCACGGGCUUUCUCAAGUACCUCGAGGAGACGAUGGCAGACAUCCGCGAGUACCAAUCCUUUCCUCUGCGAAAGGCCCAAGCCGCUGCCAAGGUUGCCACCACGGAGAUGUUCAACUCCUUGUUUCUCCUACAGAAAGCUCCAGAAGAAGAUUCAGCAGCCGGAAGGCUACUUCAGUCUGUUGACGGCGUUUCUGCAGUGGAUUAUCCGGUGUGCGUCGAAGCAGAGCAGACUCGUGAACGGCUCGUCUGGCGCAUCGCCUGUCAAAGCAAGUUCUUCUCGCAACAAGAUUCAGAGAACCUGAUUGAGAACCUGGACAGUGUCCUGGAGUUCUUCUGUGGCUCCCCGACCUCAGAGCUUUUGGAGUUUCACGGUUCCGGUGUUUCGAUAUGCGGGGCAGCUCCGGAGACGAUGAACGAGGGUGCAUCUGCUAUGCCUUCCCAGGACGGCGGUGAACUCGACGAGGAGAAGCAAUGUGGCGUGACGGCUUUGUUGAUACGAGAAACCUUGAGCCACGUUUCGGGUGUCCCAGAGGAUGCCAUCAAGCCUUCUUCUACGAUCUACCAUCUUGGUCUUGAUUCCAUAAGCGCGAUCAAGGUGUCGGUUUUGCUGCGCAAAAAGGGUGUCACACUGCGCCCCCGAGACCUCGUUACUGCCUCGAGCAUUCGAGAGCUGGCUAAUAUGGCAACGACGGCGGAAGGGGUUGUCGCUGAAGCGGCUCAACCGUCCGGAACCUGGGUACCGCCCAGUGAAGUGGAUGUGGACGGACUGAUCGUCGAAUGUGGCAUCUCGGCAUCCGAUGUCGAGAUCAUUCUUCCCGCUACUCCGCUGCAGGUGUACAUGCUUACGGCGUGGAGCAAAAGCGGUGGUUCAAUAUUUUAUCCAGAGUUCUGUUAUCGAAUCGAGGGAGUCGUGGAAGAAGCCGACGUCUACCGCGCGUGGGACAGACUCGUCGCCACGACACCUAUCCUGCGCACGAGGCUUAUUGCCACUGGGUCCAAGGAUCUGCCGUUUGUGCAAGUCGUUGCGUCUGCGGACGCCGUGCAAUCGAAGCGUGUAACGCAGCCGUUGGUUCGCAUCUGUGUGGCGAAGGACCAGAGUGACGGGGCGAUCACAUUUAGACUCACCAUUCACCACGCAUUAUACGAUGGUGUCAGCCUUCCCGCGCUUGUCGCACAGCUGGCCGGUCUACUCAACGAGGGCGAGGCUACUGCUGCGGAGGCCGAUAAUGCUCCGUGGGCCAGUUUUGCCGUCCGACCCAUGACUGCAAGCUCCCGCGAUGCGAGGAGAGAGUUUUGGACCGAAUACCUGCGCGGUGGUUCGCCGGAUGUUGCUCCCCGCCCGGUCGUGUCAAGCAUAAGCGAUCGCACGGCAUUCUUCGACGGCGCGGCCAUCGCAGACUCGUCAGAAUUGCAGCUCCUAGCAGCGCAGCACGGCAUCGGCCUCCAGGCCCUCUUCCUCGCCGCGUACGCCCGCUCCAUAGCCGGCCCGUCUACCUCAUCCAUCCUCUUUGGCGUAUACCUCGCCAACCGCAGCGGCGAGGCCGACGCCCCUUCGACGCUCUUCCCUACGCUCAACCUCGUGCCCCUUAAGGUCGUCGGCCUGUCUCCUGAUGUGGACUUGGUGGCCGUCGCAAAGACCAUUCAGCAGGAUAUCCACGCCGUGAGCAGCCAUGGGCGUGCGGAUGUCGGUCUUUGGGAGAUUUACGAGUGGACGGGCGUGACGCUGGAUGCGUUUAUUAAUUUCCUUAGCUUGCCGGAUGAGGGGCCGAGUUCCUCCACGAAGAACAUCACGGUGACGCCGGUCAAGGACGGACAUGUCACAGGAGGUAGUUCUGACUCGUCUGCCCUCCUCGGCGAGCCGUGGCUGCAGAGAAACGCCGUCGCGGAUGCAUACCCCAUACCCAUCGACGUGGAAGCCGCGCUGCAGGCCAACGGCGGGCUUGCCAUCGGCGUGUUUGGGCCCCGCGAGAUCCUGUCUGAAGACAGGGCCAGGGCCAUGGCGGGGAGCGUGGCGACGCUGCUUCGUGGAGCGGCGGCGGAGGCGCAGUGA